CCGCUGUGUUGUACUGUGUGAGGAAGAUAGACGGAUUUGUAAACCCCGGAGCAAGAUCCUGCCUGCCCGAGGUUGCUGCUUUGCAGAGACCCUGGGGUAAAGCCACUGUCACCAUGUCUGACCAGGAGGCAAAACCUUCAGCUGAGGACUUGGGGGACAAGAAAGAAGGAGAAUGCAUCAAACUCAAAGUCAUUGGACAGGAUAGCAGUGACAUUUACUUCAAGGUGAAAAUGACAACACAUCUCAAGAAACUCAAAGAGUCAUACUGUCGGAGACAGGGGGUUCCAAUGAAUUCACUCAGGUUUCUUUUUGAAGGUCAGAGAAUUGCUGAUAAUCACACUCCAAAAGAACUGGGAAUGGAGGAAGAAGAUGCGAUUGAAGUUUAUCAGGAACAAACUGGGUCAUUCAACAGUUUAGAUAAUCUUUUAAUU
This is a messenger RNA of Elephantulus edwardii (Cape elephant shrew), 431 nucleotides long. RefSeq names its product small ubiquitin-related modifier 1-like. NCBI's taxonomy places the organism in Eukaryota, Metazoa, Chordata, Mammalia, Macroscelidea, Macroscelididae. The annotation marks the transcript as partial. Gene Ontology annotation, molecular function: ubiquitin-like protein ligase binding; protein tag activity. The record is from RefSeq and is a predicted model, not a curated record. Gene Ontology annotation, cellular component: PML body; nucleus. Gene Ontology annotation, biological process: protein sumoylation. The transcript has a single exon.